GGUGUUCGUCCACGAGCAAGCUCACUUCAUUGAUAGCAUUCGAUCGAGACGGUACCCGGUGCAGGGUUAGAGUGUGAAUCGUGUGUCGGACCGGCGUGUGAAGAAUUUUGAGAGCAAUAGAGAGAGAAAGAGAGAGAGAGAGAGUGAUACAGUGUGUGAAAAAAGGAUUCGUGUGUGAUUUCAGAAUCAAGGAACGAAAGUGCGUUCAGGACAUUGUGGAUUUAAGAAAUACAAGAGACAGUGCUGAAAAGGAGAUCAAUUCGUGACGAUGGAGUACAAGAGCAGUAAGAUGGUGAAUUCGCUACGGCUGGUGUUGGUGAUAGUUUGUCUGGUUAGUCUUGUACCACACAUCGCGGCAAGGCCGUCGAGCGUGCGACACAGCAAACAAUUGCGUCUCAUGGAUCAUCUCCUGCACAGCAGGACAGCCACGGCCGAAAGGACCCACCAGCGCAACCAUCAGCACCAACGGCGAUCCACAGAUUAUGAGGAUUACUACGACGCCGAUUACAAGCGAGUGCAACAGUGUUAUGAAGAUGAGGACAUAAACGAGCUGUGCCAGCGCUGUUCGAAGGUGACGAAAUCUUCGAUAGUGUUCCCAAUGUGCUGCAACAAUGAGGAUCACACGAUGACAUGGUGCAAAGAGUACGUUUACUAUGGGAUACAAACGUAACCGGCCCGCGGCAGCCGUGGACAGCUCUCCCAACCCCUUGAAUAGAAUUUCUCGUUCCAAGUUCCAUCUGCAAUUACUACUAGCUAGCUAGCACUACUUUACGUUUGGAAACUUACCUUCACGAUAGUAUUUAUUAUUGAUAGUUUACAUCAUUCAUUGCGCCAUCGGUUAUUUAUUCACAGCAAAAGCGAUCGUAUGUGUCACCUCAUCGUUUUGUUUUUAAAUAUCUCAUACAGCACGCCAUCGUACUGUUGCUCGUCCGUAAAGUCCUUUAAUUGUAACUGUGAUUGUAUGUAAUGUCUAUUCACCUUUCGGCAAAUGUAGCUCAUAAGGGGAAAAAAAAAACAUUGUAAAGAAUCAAACAAAACAUAUGAUACUUACCGAGGAAAGGAAAGGUACUUAGCCUUGAACAAAGUAUUUCACGCAAGAUGUUCACGAAAGCUUGCAGGCGAUUAGUUACGACUAAUUAGGUAAAAAAUAAAGCUUUUUUUAAUGUGUAC
Molecule: messenger RNA, 1170 nt
Organism: Anopheles stephensi (Asian malaria mosquito)
Lineage: Eukaryota; Metazoa; Arthropoda; Insecta; Diptera; Culicidae
Exons: 3
Coding region: 269-670 (133 amino acids)
Source: RefSeq, a predicted model, not a curated record